GAGAGAGAGAGAGAGAGACAGUUCAUUCAUCUUCUUCCAGAGAAAAGGUGAGUUUAGCACGAAGCUGUUAUACAUGAGCUGAGGAGCUGUUUUGGAGAAACACACGUCUUUGACUCUACAGCUGAGAAAAAGAAGGAGAAGAAGAAGAAGAAGAAGAAGUUUUUCUUCUUUUGGAGCUGUAAGGAGCUUUUUUCUUCCUCCAAAUAUUUGGUCAGUAAGUAGGUGAAGCAUCAUGGGGAAACACAACAGCAAGCUGGCACCAGAGGUCCUGGACGACCUGAUUAAGAACACCGAAUUCAAUGAGGCAGAGCUCAAGCAGUGGUACAAAGGCUUCCUCAAAGACUGUCCUUCAGGAAUUCUCAACCUCGAGGAGUUUCAGCAGCUUUACGUUAAGUUCUUUCCAUAUGGUGAUGCCUCCAAGUUUGCCCAGCAUGCGUUUCGUACAUUUGACAAAAAUGGUGACGGGACGAUUGACUUUAGAGAGUUCAUCUGCGCCCUGUCUAUCACCUCCAGAGGGAGCUUUGAGCAGAAACUGAACUGGGCAUUCAACAUGUACGACCUGGAUGGAGAUGGAAAGAUCACACGCAUGGAGAUGCUGGAGAUCAUUGAGGCCAUCUACAAGAUGGUCGGCACAGUGAUCAUGAUGCGCAUGAAUGAGGACGGACUGACCCCCCAGCAACGUGUGGACAAGAUCUUCUCCAAGAUGGACAAGGACCACAAUGAUGAGAUCACCCUGGAAGAGUUUAAAGAAGCCGCCAAGUCCGACCCUUCCAUUGUCCUACUGCUGCAGUGCGACAUGCAGAAGUAGAGGGGGAGGAAGAGAGGGAAGGAGGAAGAGAGUGUAAAUUAAAUAAGAAGAAAGGAUGAAAGAAAAGAGG
Thalassophryne amazonica is the source of this 878-nucleotide messenger RNA. RefSeq names its product hippocalcin-like protein 4. Gene Ontology annotation, molecular function: calcium ion binding. NCBI's taxonomy places the organism in Eukaryota, Metazoa, Chordata, Actinopteri, Batrachoidiformes, Batrachoididae. The transcript is spliced from 4 exons. Bases 233 to 808 code for a protein of 191 amino acids. The record is from RefSeq and is a predicted model, not a curated record.